Penicillium oxalicum is the source of this 873-nucleotide messenger RNA. Its product is annotated as casein kinase II subunit beta. Gene Ontology annotation, molecular function: protein kinase regulator activity. The record is from RefSeq and is a predicted model, not a curated record. Gene Ontology annotation, cellular component: protein kinase CK2 complex; cytoplasm. The coding region runs from base 1 to 873 and encodes 290 amino acids. The transcript is spliced from 2 exons. NCBI's taxonomy places the organism in Eukaryota, Fungi, Ascomycota, Eurotiomycetes, Eurotiales, Aspergillaceae.
AUGGGUACCAUGAUGGAGGAAUUCCAUAGCGAGACAGACAGCGAUUACACAAGCUACUGGCGAGACUGGUUUGUCUCAUCGCGAGGAAAUGAAUAUUUCUGUGAAAUCGACGAAGAUUAUUUGACCGACAGAUUUAAUCUGACUGGACUGAACACCGAAGUCUCCUAUUACCAGUAUGCACUAGACCUGGUCACCGACGUUUUCGACCUCGACGCCGACGAUGACCUCCGCGAACAAAUUGAGAAAGCAGCUCGCCACCUUUAUGGGUUGGUUCAUGCUCGUUAUAUUGUAACGACCCGUGGCUUGGCCAAAAUGGUGAGUUGGAGAGCCUGGACAUCUGAGCACCUCUCCCCGGAUCACCCAGAGCUAAUCCCGUCACAGCUGGACAAAUACAAGAAAUGCGACUUUGGGAAAUGUCCUCGCGUGCUGUGCGAAGGACACCCUCUCCUGCCCAUGGGCCAGCACGACUUACCGAACAUGAGCACCGUCAAGCUUUAUUGUCCCAAGUGCGAGGAUAUCUAUAACCCUAAAUCAUCCCGCCACGCCUCAAUUGACGGCGCCUACUUCGGCACCUCAUUCCACUCCAUCUUGUUUCAAGUCUACCCCGCCCUGAACCCGGAGAAGAGUCUGCGUCGCUAUGAGCCACGGAUCUACGGGUUCAAGGUUCACGCCGCUGCUGCGCUUGCUCGCUGGCAGGACAGCUGUCGGGAAGACUUGCAAGAGCGUCUUGGCGAAUUCGGCAUGAGUCACAAAUUCGUUGAAGAGAGUGACAGUGAGGAAGAGAAUUUCGAAUAUGGGGAAGAGAACGAGCCCGCCAGGACUGAAAAGGUUGCUGGGGAUGGGGCUUCGGGCCGGAUGGACCUAGGCAACUGA